Molecule: messenger RNA, 1578 nt
Organism: Candida albicans SC5314
Lineage: Eukaryota; Fungi; Ascomycota; Pichiomycetes; Serinales; Debaryomycetaceae
Gene: SPR1
Product: Spr1p
Exons: 1
Coding region: 1-1578 (525 amino acids)
Biological process (GO): glucan catabolic process
Cellular component (GO): extracellular region; cell surface
Molecular function (GO): glucan exo-1,3-beta-glucosidase activity
Source: RefSeq, a predicted model, not a curated record
AUGUUUAGAUCUUCUAUAUCUAUAUCAGUACUGAUAUUAACAAUAGUGUUAUACUUUCUUAAAAUAUUUGAAGCUAGAGUUAAUAAUCAAAAUGAAUUUUUAAAUAGUAAUAAUCACCCGUUAUUAUUUGAGAAAAUUUCAAAUAAUCUGUAUCAAACAACAAUGCCAUCGGUAUAUGAUGAUAAACUUCAAAAAAUCUAUGGAGUUAGUUUAGGAGGUUGGUUAGUAACUGAACCUUGGAUAACUCCAUCACUUUAUGAAAAUGCUGUCAAUAACCACAACAAUAAUAAAUCUAUCCCAGUUGAUGAAUAUACUUUAACUUCAUUAUUACGAGACACAAUGGAUAAUGGUUCAAUAUAUUUACAAAAUCAUUGGGACCAAUUUUAUAAUGAAACUGAUUUCCAACAAAUUUCUCAAUUAAAAUUAAAUUUAAUAAGAAUCCCAAUUGGUUAUUGGGCAUUUGAAUUAUUACCUAAUGAUCCUUAUAUUCAAGGACAAGAAAAAUAUUUAGAUAUAGCUAUUGAAUGGGCUACUAAAUAUAAUUUAUUUAUACAAAUUGGGAUUCAUGGAUUACCGGGUUCACAAAAUGGGUUUGAUAAUUCUGGAUUAUAUACUGAAACUCCAACAUGGUUAGAAAAUGAAUUGAAUAUGAAUUUAACUUAUCGAUUAGUUGAUUAUAUUUUAAAUAAAUAUGGUAAUCAUACCACGAUUCAUUCUAUUCAAUUAGUUAAUGAACCAUUAGGAUUUUUAUUAAAUAAAGAAAAAUUAUCAAAUUUUUAUAUUUAUUGUCUUGAAAAGAUAAUUCAAAAAAAUAUUAAAGCAAAAUUAGUAUUACAUGAUGCAUUUUUUAAUAUUGAAUCAUGGAAAAAUUUCCCUGGUGAAUUCAUAUUAGAUCAUCAUUUAUAUGAAGUUUUUUCACAAUGGCAAAUUGAUUUAAAUUUACAACAACAUUUACAAAGUAUUAAACAUCAAGGUGAAAGUAUUGUUAAAUCUGGUCAUCGUAGUAUUGUUGGCGAAUUUUCUGGUGCCCUUACAGAUUGUGCUAAAUAUUUAAAUGGGGUUGGUAAAGGUUCACGAUGGGAUGGUAGUGGUGAUUUUGAAAUAAUUGAUAGAAAACCCAAUGAUGAUAAGAAUCGAACUUGUGAAGGACAUGAUGAUCCAAAUAAUAUAAUGUUUAAACUGGAGACAAUGGAUUUUUUAAAAGAACAAUUUUAUACAUUUGAAGAAAAAGGCAAUGGAUGGAUUUUUUGGUGUUGGAAAACUGAAUCUACUUUGGAUUGGGAUAUGAAAAGAUUAAAUGAAUUCAAAAUGUUACCUGAUCCAUUAUUUCAAUAUAAUUCAAUGAAUGGAAAUGGCGUAGAAGAAAAUGAUGGAUUUGGUCUACUGAAUAUUGAUUUUCAAGAUACCAUACCAAAAGAAUUUAGUGAACAAGAAUCUUCAGAACAAAAAUUUGACUAUAAUAGUAAUAGUACAACUACUAUGACUACUUCCAGUCCAAAAAAGAAUGGUUGUUCAAUUAUAAAUGUUGGUGAGAGUUGGUUGUGGAUUAUAUUUGUAUAUUAUUUGCUGAUUUUUUAG